Meloidogyne enterolobii is the source of this 304-nucleotide messenger RNA. The record is from the annotation of a GenBank genome assembly. Lineage: Eukaryota; Metazoa; Nematoda; Chromadorea; Rhabditida; Meloidogynidae.
GGAAUUGGCGGAAAUACCCCUUCAACAUCAACCCAUCUCCCUACUCUUCCUAAUGGUUCAGUGUUUACAGGCACUUCUCCCAACACCCAAUCUGCUCAUAAAGGUAGAUUGCUUCCUGAAGCUUCCAAAAUUAGCCCCGCCUCCAAUCAUCGCCAACGUUGAUAAUAACCCUGACUUCUCCACAGGACUUCCAUCGGGCGAUGAUGAUGAUCUUAUACUAACGGCUGUUGGGCGUGUGAGACUUGUACAGUUUACAAAAGACACUGAAGAGCCUAUGGGAAUAACUUUAAAGGUGUGUUUUUGA